Molecule: messenger RNA, 2016 nt
Organism: Galeopterus variegatus (Sunda flying lemur)
Lineage: Eukaryota; Metazoa; Chordata; Mammalia; Dermoptera; Cynocephalidae
Gene: ORC4
Product: origin recognition complex, subunit 4
Exons: 14
Coding region: 297-1754 (485 amino acids)
Biological process (GO): DNA replication initiation; DNA replication
Cellular component (GO): nucleus; nuclear origin of replication recognition complex
Molecular function (GO): ATP hydrolysis activity; DNA replication origin binding
Source: RefSeq, a predicted model, not a curated record
CGGGGUAUGCCGGGAGUGGUUGUGUACCGUUGGCAGCCGCGGUUGAUGUAGGGCUGAGAACGCGCAGCGAGGUGAUCCUGCGAAGCGGUUGCCGCAGUUGCUGGAUCCCCACUUUGUCCUGAUAAAGUCAGGCUUUCUGCGGCAGGUAAUGUGGGAGUAGGCUGGCCUCUAAACGAAGGCCAGGGCGUCAGCGAAAGGCGCACCGAAAGGGGGAGCAUGGAAGGCGUGGAGACUGGAAAUGUGCGAAGGGGGCAGGCUUGUCUAGGCCGGACAGGCCAGGACCAGGCGGACUCGUUAUGUCUCGUGGCUUCCCCUUGAGCCUGCCUACGAAUUCCUUAAGAGUGCAAGGAGUCCUGAGACCAGCUCUGCAGCGGGUGACGGGUGAGGAACGUCCUGGUGUAAGAGAAGAUGUCUGUGGCAUAAUAGGAUUUGAAUUUGUUGAAAUGAGCAGUCGUAAAUCAAAGAGUAACAACUUAAUACACACAGAGUGCCUUUCACAGGUACAAAGAAUUUUACGUGAAAGAUUCUGUCAUCAGAGUUCACAUAGUAAUCUGUUUGGAGUGCAAGUACAGUACAAACACUUAAUUGAGCUGCUAAAAAGAACUGCUAUCCAUGGAGAAAGUAACUCUGUGCUUAUUAUUGGACCUCGAGGAUCAGGAAAGACCAUGUUAGUAAAUCAUGCUUUGAAGGAACUCACAGAACUAGAAGAAGUGAGCGAAAAUGUGUUACAGGUUCAUCUAAAUGGACUGCUGCAGAUAAAUGAUAAAAUUGCCCUGAAGGAAAUUACAAGGCAGUUAAAUCUGGAAAAUGUAGUUGGAGAUAAGGUUUUUGGAAGCUUUGCUGAAAACCUUUCAUUUCUUCUGGAAGCUUUAAAAAAAGGUGACCGGACUAGCAGUUGCCCAGUGAUCUUCGUAUUAGAUGAAUUUGAUCUUUUUGCUCAUCAUAAAAACCAAACACUGCUGUAUAAUCUUUUUGACAUUUCUCAGUCUGCACAGACUCCAAUAGCAGUUAUUGGUCUUACAUGUAGAUUGGAUAUUUUGGAACUGUUAGAAAAAAGAGUGAAGUCACGCUUUUCUCACCGGCAGAUACACUUAAUGAAUUCAUUUGGUUUUCCACAGUAUGUUAAAAUAUUUAAAGAACAAUUAUCUCUACCUGCAGAAUUUCCAGACAAGCUUUUUGCUGAGAAGUGGAAUGAGAAUGUUCAGUGUCUCUCAGAAGAUAGAAGUGUGCGAGAAGUACUACAGAAGUACUUCAAUGUCAGCAAAAACCUGCGGUCAUUACACAUGCUGUUGAUGCUUGCCUUAAAUCGAGUAACAGCAUCACACACAUUUAUAACUGCAGCCGAUCUAAUAGAAGCAAACCAGCUGUGUAGCAUGGACUCUAAAGCAAAUAUUGUACAUGGUCUGUCAGUCUUGGAAAUCUGUCUUAUAAUUGCAAUGAAACAUUUAAAUGACAUCUAUGAAGAAGAGCCCUUUAAUUUUCAAAUGGUCUAUAAUGAAUUUCAGAAGUUUGUUCAAAGGAAGGCUCAUUCUGUUUAUAAUUUUGAGAAACCUGUUGUCAUGAAGGCUUUUGAACAUUUACAACAAUUAGAAUUAAUAAAGCCUAUGGAAAGAACUUCAGUAAAUUCACAGAGAGAGUACCAACUGAUGAAACUACUUUUGGAUAAUACUCAAAUUAUGAAUGCUCUACAGAAGUACCCCAACUGUCCUACGGAUGUUAGGCAGUGGGCAACAUCUUCACUAAGCUGGUUGUGAAUAUAACCAGUGACUUCAGUGUUGGCGUUUCAGGCAUACUUCUCCAAAGAACUAAAAGCUAUUGUCCUUUAACAAGAUAUGUUACUACAUUUUCUUAUAUUUAUAAACAUUUUGUAUUUAUGGGAGGCUAUUGCACAUGUAGUAUCUUGACUGUAUGUUGCCUCUGAAUCAUAAGCAGUUAUAUGAUUUAUAGUUCUAGUGAUUGAUUUAGAUUAUGUUCUAAGUAGCAGUUCAAAAGAAUAAAAUGUGACUGUUUUAGAGA